This is a messenger RNA of Cladophialophora immunda, 1866 nucleotides long. RefSeq lists its product as uncharacterized. Gene Ontology annotation, cellular component: cytosol. Gene Ontology annotation, biological process: purine nucleoside catabolic process. The record is from RefSeq and is a predicted model, not a curated record. The coding region runs from base 245 to 1546 and encodes 433 amino acids. Lineage: Eukaryota; Fungi; Ascomycota; Eurotiomycetes; Chaetothyriales; Herpotrichiellaceae. The transcript has a single exon. Gene Ontology annotation, molecular function: purine nucleosidase activity.
GAAGACACCACGAUCCACAAAACAUAUCACGGGCUCAGACGAAAUCAUUUGCUAAUACCCACGGCGAGCCAUUAGGCCACACGCUCCUUCGACUCCAAUUACCUCUCUCUGAACCACAACUUGGCCUGUCCAUCUCCUCACUGUCCUCUCUCGUCGGACAAGCCUCGACAAUCAAUAUCAGUGCUUCAGCAACCGCAGAUCCUACUAAGGGGAUUACGUCCAACGUGAGGCUUUCAAGAACAUCAUGGCGCCCAAGAAUCGCAUCAUCAUUGACACCGAUCCAGGCGUCGACGACGUCCUGGCCAUCUUGCUCGCCCUUGCUGCCAGCGCCGACGACCUCGAAGUGCUACUCAUAUCGAUUACCUUUGGCAAUGUCGAUGUUCGCUCCUGCUUACGCAACGUCGUGGCUAUCUUCCACAUCCUGGAGAAGGAAAUUGCAUGGCGCGAGCAAAAGGGUAAACCAGUUGGGUUCGAGGGCCUCACCAAAUUCAAGCCGAUCGUCGCCAUUGGCGCAGAUGAACCGUUGCAAGAUCGCAUCGAGAGCGCCGACUACUUUCAUGGCACUGAUGGACUGGCUGGGACGCACACAAGUCAUCCCCAUUUCUCACCCGAGGAGAGUUGGAACAGGCUGUUUGAGCAGCCUCCACCAGACAGUUUCAUCACCGAGAAGGCCAAGCCUGAAGUCGACCUCGAGGAAGACACCAAUGCAUUCAUCCCUUCUCUCGAGCCUGCACACAAGGAAAUCCUCCGGCUGCUACGGGAGAACGAACCGGAUACGAUCACUCUGAUUGCCAUCGGUCCGCUCACCAACUUUGCCCUCGCCGCAGCCGAAGAUCCAGAGACCUUUUUGAGGUGUAAGGAAGUUGUCACCAUGGGUGGCACAGUCGACGGGAUCGGCAAUGUCACGCCUGUAUCGGAAUUCAACGUUUACGCAGACCCCUAUGCUGCUGCCCGCGUGUAUGCGCUAUCGUCACCCAUCCCAGCGAGCACAAUGCCCAUCGCCACCGAAGGGGAGCGCAGCUUCCACCUGCCGCAAUACCCUGCGCGUUUGUCCAAACAGCUGAAACUCACACUCAUGAGCCUGGACAUUACGGAAUACCACAUGCUCAGCCGUGGCGAGUUCAACACCUUUGCCAAGCCUCAUCUGGAGGUCGGUUCACCGCUCGCGGCGUGGAUGACGGCAUUCAUGACGCCCAUGCUCGAUAAGAUGGAACGGCUGCACAUCGGUCACGAAGGUGAAGGUGCUGCAUUGGCUCUGCAUGAUCCCCUGUGCAUCUGGUACGUUCUAACGCAUGAUGACCCAUCCUGGAAAGCGAGCGCGCGGAGUCCGGAGGAUAUCCGGAUUGAGACCGCAGGACAGUGGACCCGAGGCAUGACAGUGGGCGACAAACGAGCUCGACGGAGGAGGAAUUCGGACGGUGAGGUGCCUCAUGACCGAGGCAACUGGUUGGGCAACAGGAGCGGCAACCGGGUGUACAGGAUGCUCGAGAGUCCUGGGAGGGAGGAAGCCUCCAAAUACCUUAUGAAGGCGAUUUUUGGGGCUUAGGGUAUUUCUCUGUUUGAGACAUGGCUAAGCGAAGACGUGCUGUAGUUUCGGAUCCACGAGAUGAGUGACGAUGGUGGCGACAGAAAGAGGCAGUGAGGAGGACGGUGUAGGAGACGUCAGCUUCUCGUCAAUCGCAGAUGGAGCCCGACUGCAGCGAGCAUUGAAAGUUGCGAGAACAAUCUGGUCGGCUGUUGAUGCUUGAUUGAAUGCCAGACUACGGGACAAUAGAAUGAAUGGCCCUGGACCAAGUUAGAGACCCGAAUGGGGACAGCCAACCUAGUUAGAAGGGAAUAGAUGUGAUCUGAAUGAAUGGCUUUGGA